Molecule: messenger RNA, 726 nt
Organism: Medioppia subpectinata
Lineage: Eukaryota; Metazoa; Arthropoda; Arachnida; Sarcoptiformes; Oppiidae
Source: the annotation of a GenBank genome assembly
CUCUUCAUGUGGAACUUUGGUGUCGUGGGAAUGGUUUGCAUUCACUGGAAGGGACCGCUUCUCCUCCAACAGACAUAUCUCAUCCUAAUAUCAGCCCUAAUGGCACUCGUGUUCAUUAAAUUCCUUCCCGAUUGGACCACUUGGGUAGUGCUCGGAGUGAUCUCUGUCUGGGAUCUCGUGGCUGUUCUCUGUCCUAACGGUCCGCUAAGAAUAUUGGUAGAGACGGCACAGGAAAGGAAUGAAACCAUAUUCCCGGCCCUUAUCUACUCAUCAGCGGUGGCCUACUAUGUGGGCGCAGCCGUUGACGACAACGCCGAUGACACCAAUCAUCAAAGAGGGGAUAACUCGCCGACACAACCGUUGCCCGAAGUAAGGUUUACUGACCCGAGAGGACCCAUUGCUAUUGGAAACGAGUCGUCGACACAGAUAUUAAAUUCAGAAGCCAUGGAAGACGAGAGAGGAGUGAAACUGGGUUUAGGAGACUUCAUAUUCUACAGUGUUUUGGUGGGAAAGGCCUCCUCUUAUGGCGACUGGAAUACAACUUUGGCCUGUUUUGUGGCCAUUCUUAUCGGCUUAUGUCUAACACUCCUAUUAUUGGCUAUAUUUCGCAAAGCAUUGCCAGCCCUUCCCAUCUCUAUAGCCUUUGGUCUGACCUUUUAUUUCGCGACUUCCACUUUAGUGCAACCCUUUGCCGACCGACUCUCCAGUCAACUCGUCUAUAUCUAA